UGCAAAUAAUGGCAUAUAUUACUUCCUUAAUUGGAAAAGGAAACUAUUAAGGAACGUUUUGCGCAGUUAUGAAGAGAAAUCGCUUUUUAUGAGUGAAUGCGACAACUUAUCCGGUAAAUUGGAGAUUGUUGAGGAAAUGGCAAGUGUGAAAUCGAAAAUAACUGAAAAAGAAACUAAAAAGUUGAUGGUUGCAGCCAUUGAUUUUGGGACAACAUUUUCUGGCUGGGGUUUUUCUUUUGACAAUGAUUAUAAAUCGGAUCCAACAAAAAUAUCCUGCAAACAUUGGAACAGUGGAAAGAAUAUUUCUAUGAAAGCACCCACAACAGUUCUGAUACAACCGGAUGGACACACACUUGAAGCAUUUGGUUACGAGGCAGAGGACAGGUACGCGGAGUUAGCAGACGAAAAGGAACAUAGAACAUACUACUACUUCGAACGCUUCAAAAUGAUGCUAUUUGACACCAAGAAACUAACUAGAAAUGAGGAGCUUGAAGACGACAAAGGUAAACGUCUACCCGCUAAACGUGUAUUUGCUAUGGUGAUUAGAUAUCUCAAAGACGAUUUGCUGAAAGAAACUGAGAAGAAACUUACUGUAGAACUGAAAGAAGAGGAAAUACAGUGGGUGUUAACUGUGCCUGCAAUAUGGACCCCGCCAGCUAAACAGUUUAUGAGAGAAUGUGCCAUUGAAGCUGGUAUACAGUCACAAAAUCUUAUGAUAGCUUUGGAACCAGAGGCAGCUUCUUUAUAUUGUAAAUACUUCACAAUACCGAAACCGAAAGAUGGGAAAGCAGAGUCAAAAGUACUAUCUUUAUUCGAACCUGGUGCGAGAUAUAUGGUUGUUGACGCUGGAGGUGGAACGAUUGACAUUAUAGUUCAUGAAGUAUGCACUGAUGGAACAUUAAGAGAGAUAUUUCAAGCUAAUGGUGGAAACUGGGGCGGUACAGUGGUUGAUAAAGCUUUCCAAGAUUUUUUGACAGGAAUUGUUGGUAAAAUUGUAAUGAAGAGAUUCCAAGAUGAACACAAAGACGAUUUUCUCGACCUUCAAAGAGAGUUUGAAGUAAGGAAAAGGUCUAUAACGCCAGAUCUUAAAUCGAAAGUAAAACUUAAAAUACCCGUUUCGCUGUCUAAUAUUUAUAAAGAUGUAAACUCAAAAAGCGUAAAGGAAAAAAUUGAGAGAGAUGAUGAACUUAAUGGAAAGGUGAAGUUUACGGCAGAUAAGAUUUUGUUUGAUAGCAGUCUUUUUAAAAACUUUUUUAGUUUUACAACGGAACAUCUUACAGAACAUAUGAAAAGUAUUCUACACGAAGAAGCAACAGCAAACACCAAUACAAUUUUGAUGGUUGGUGGGUUUUCAGAGUCCCAAAUGUUAUUUAAAGCAGUCAAAUCUUCAUUUGUUGAUAAAAAUAUUUUACUGCCUGAAGAUGCAGGUUUGUCGGUUCUAAAAGGGGCAGUUAUAUAUGGACAUGACAGAAAGGACAUCAGUGUUAGGAUCAGUCCAUAUACCUACGGGUUUGGAAUACGAGGUUCUUAUGACCCACUUAAACACCCAAGAGAGAGACUUCACGGUCAGAAACGUGUUCGUGGUUCGAUGUUCGAAAGUUUGAUUAGAAAGGGUGAAGAAACGUCACCUGGUAUGUUUACAAGUGGUAGAUGUAUAACACCCUCCUUUGGAGGUAAUACGUAUAGUCUAAAAUUAUUUGCAUCACAGCGUGCUGAUCCUUUAUUUGUUGAUGAACCUGACUGUUUUAAAGUUGGAGAAUUAUAUGUAGACUGUACGGACAACGAGGGAAAUGUCGGGGGCACUUUAGUACAGAUUACGUGUGGUGGUACGGAGUUCGAAGUUCAAGUUAUUCAUGAAACAACACGAAAUAAGACUAAUGCUACAUUCAAUUUUCUAGAUUAAAUGCAUAUCGUCAAAUCAUUUGAUCGACAUAAUGCAGAUAACGUUUGAUAUAACUAAAAUUGAGCUAGAAAUGAAUAUCACAUAGUGAAAUAAAUAUAGAAAUAUAAG
Molecule: messenger RNA, 2011 nt
Organism: Ruditapes philippinarum (Manila clam)
Lineage: Eukaryota; Metazoa; Mollusca; Bivalvia; Venerida; Veneridae
Product: heat shock 70 kDa protein 12A-like
Exons: 7
Coding region: 89-1903 (604 amino acids)
Molecular function (GO): ATP-dependent protein folding chaperone; ATP binding
Source: RefSeq, a predicted model, not a curated record